Colletotrichum truncatum is the source of this 3291-nucleotide messenger RNA. Its product is annotated as fum6p. Lineage: Eukaryota; Fungi; Ascomycota; Sordariomycetes; Glomerellales; Glomerellaceae. Gene Ontology annotation, cellular component: cytosol. The record is from RefSeq and is a predicted model, not a curated record. Gene Ontology annotation, molecular function: aromatase activity; FMN binding; heme binding.
AUGGAGUCAGAUACCUCGUCAAAAUCCUUUUCGUCUUACAAGCCACGUACUUCAUGGCUUCAGUGGGUACUGCAGUUAAUCUGGGGGGAAAAGCCGAGCCACGAAGAUGCGCUGCAUGGGACUGUUCCUAUUCCAGGGCCACCGCCGGUCCCUCUGAUUGGUAGCGUGUUUGAUGUUGACAUCAAUGAUACGCUGAAGUCCGUCAUUGAGAUCAUGAAAGAUUAUGGACCAAUUAUUCAAUUGUUUACUGGAUCCACGAGGGAAAUCAUCGUCGGCUCUCAAGAACUAGCAAAUGAACUCAGUGAUGAGAAGAGAUUUUGCAAGGUCGUUUAUGGUGCUCUUCAUCACCUACGAGAUGCUGGUGGUGAUGGCCUCUUCACGGCUCAACAUGGCAGCCAUGAAUGGGGAGUUGCUCACCGCAUUUUACUGCCCAAUUUCAGUGUAUUAAGGAUUCAUGACAUGUUUGACGACAUGAAAGACAUCAUAGAGCAAUUAUGCCUCAAGUGGGCUAGGCAUGGCCCCGAGACUCCUAUCGAUGCAGUCGACGAUUUUACUAGACUUACAGUCGACACAAUCACGCUUUGUGCCAUGAAUUAUAGGCUGAACAGUUUCUAUCUAAAUGACGACAUGCACCCUUAUGUAAAAAGCUUGUCUAGAGUCUUGGUCGAAUCAGACAAGAAAGCGCAAUUUCCGAACGCAAUCAACUCCAUGCGCUUCAAGGCUCAUGCCCGGUACAAAGCCGAUAUACAGACUAUGGCUGAGAUUUGUAAAGAUAUCAUUCGCAGGCGCCGUGCUUCUGGAACAGAUUCGGAUUCCAAGCUUCUCAUUGACUGCAUGAUUCAUGGGGUUGAUCCCAAGACAGGGGACAAGUUAAGUGACGAGGCUAUUAUGUGGAACUUGCAUACAUUCCUGAUAGCCGGUCAUGAUACCACGUCGGGAUUGUUGUCUUUCGCUUUCUACUAUUUACUUGCGAACCCCGAAAAGAUGCGCAAGGCGAGAGCUGAAGUUGAUGCAGUUCUUAGCGAAGGUGAACCUAUGGGGUUGAAACAUCUUCCAAAGCUCCAAUACCUCGAUGCCAUUCUCAAAGAAACCAUUCGCCUACAGUCACCCGCUCCUGGUUUCCACUUAAGGCCGCUUAAAGACGGCGAGGUGCUUGGGGGUAAAUAUGUCGUCAAUAAGAAGGACCCAAUUGUCAUCGUUCUUCACCAGUUACACCGAGAUCCUGCUGUCUGGGGCGAUGAUGCUGAGCAGUUUCGACCUGAGAGAAUGGAGCGUAAUGAGUUCCAAAAGCUCCCUCCCAACUCGUGGAAGCCUUUCGGGAACGGUGCCAGAGCCUGCAUUGGAAGAGCAUUUGCGUGGCAGGAGUCUCUAAUGGUCAUGGCAAUGUUACUUCAACACUUCGACUUUGAGAUGGAUGACCCCAGUUAUAACCUAAAAGUUCAACAAACCCUGACGAUUAAACCCGAGGGUUUCAAAAUGCGUGCUCGGCUACGUUAUGGCAGAAGGGCUGGGGAUUUAUUCAAAUGCCAAAGCACAGUACGACAAGAUCCGACGAAUAGCAGAAAUUCGAAGUUAGGCAAUCAUUCUGGACACCCUCUUACGAUUUUGUAUGGUUCUAACACUGGCACUGGCGAGGCUUUGGCCCUCAGGUUGGCUGGAGACGCAACAGCAGCGGGGUUCCACGCUCAAACAGUUGUGGAAAUGAACGCUGCCACAGACAAGCUACCCAAAAACCAACCGGUCAUUAUCAUUGCGGCUUCUUACAACGGAUAUCCCUCUGAAAAUGCGGAAACCUUUGUCAGCUGGCUGGGUAAACUUGCCCCGGGCGCCCUUGAAGGUGUUAACUACUGCGUCUUUGGCCUUGGUCAUAGUGACUGGGUAGCCACAUAUAACAGAAUUCCCAUCCUAGUUAACGACAUGAUGCAUCAGGCAGGGGCGCACAGAAUUAUUGAGGCGGAAUAUGCCGACAUGGCAACAGCAGAUCUAUUUGCUGAUGCUGAGACAUGGUCGACAGAGCAAUUAUGGCCGACGUUGGCAAAGAGGUACCAUGUCAAACCAACAGAAUUAUCAAUUUCAGAUAUGGACCUCAAAGUCGAACUUGGAAUUCCGGCCAGGCUGGCUACUCGUCGUGGUUUCUUCCAGGCUGCAGUAACAGAUAUUCGACAACUUUCUCACCCUAGCGUUUCUCCAAAGUUUCAUUUAACACUCAAAUUACCGGCUGAAAUUCGCUAUCAGGCAGGUGAUCGGUUGCAGGUGUUGCCCAAAAACAACGCUGAAGUCGUGAACCGUGCGCUUUUGCGGUUCCAGCUCGAUCAUGAUACUGUCCUCGUCAUUAAUAGCGCCAGGCCAUUAAGCAUACCAGUCGGCGUCCCUAUCUCAGCAGCCGAACUUUUGAGUAUAUACGUUGAGCUUGGCCAGACAGCAAGCCAGCGAAACAUUCGGAGCUUGGCCGAUGCGACCCUCCAUAUCGACAACAAGGCCAAGCAACGUUUUAUCGAUGAAGCGGCAAGAUCUCAUCUUUUGGAACUAGCCGACAGUUCUUAUGAAGAUGAAAUUCGCACUAAGCAUGUAUCCGUGUUGGAUUUGCUAGAGCGUUUUCCUUCUAUUGAAUUGCCUCUUGCCAAGUUCUUAGCUAUGCUCCCGCAGAUGCGUCCUAGAAUCUACUCGAUAUCCUCGUCGCCUGCAAAGGAUCCUACCUCCAGCGAUCUCACGCUUAGCGUGGCUAAAGGCGGCGUAGCAACUAGUUACCUAACGUCCAUACGCCCUGGGCAGUUUGUGCACUUUUCGCUCUCCCCAGCUCCGCGAGAGUUUCGUCUGCCUGUUGCGCUAUCGACGAAACCGAUCAUCAUGAUCGCCACUGGAGCCGGUUUAGCACCUUUUCGGGCUUUCUUACAGGAGCGCGCAUUUUCUAAAGUUCAUCUAGCCCCAGCUUUGCUGUUCUAUGGAUGCCGGGGUUCCACAUUGGACGACAUGUACCGCGCUGAGCUUGACGAGUUUGAGAGCUCUGGCAUCGUCAAAAUUCAUCGUGCUUUUAGCCGUGAUCCAAAGGCAACUUCCAAGUACGUCAUGGACAGCAUAUAUACUGAGAGGAGUGAAAUUAUUAGUUUGUGGGCUGGCGGAGCCACUAUUUACGUUUGCGGUGGGAAGAAGAUGUCGGACUGCGUGUUUGAUAUUUUGGGACCUAUACUUUUCAAGGCCGACCAAGCAGCUGCAAGGACAAAUGCGGAUACAGUACAAGAUUGGGAAAAACAACUGCCAAGAGAAAGAUAUGUGAGAGAAAUUUUUAACUAG